Molecule: messenger RNA, 7186 nt
Organism: Phalacrocorax carbo (great cormorant)
Lineage: Eukaryota; Metazoa; Chordata; Aves; Suliformes; Phalacrocoracidae
Source: RefSeq, a predicted model, not a curated record
AGAAAGGCUGUGGGGAUACAGAGUGGUGGAGGGAGGAGGAAAACUGGGUGUCUCCAUCAUGCCUCAGCUACCCUCUAUAUCCUGGUACAUGGCACCAGCUUGAGCUUGAGGAAUCCCAUACUUGGCAGCCAUCCUGGGAUCCCACAGGAGAAAGAGGGAAGGGACACUGCAUGUGUAUUACGAUAAGAUCUUUUCCUGCAUGAUUACAGAGCUAACUACUUGCCUCUUGCCUGAAUUCCUGAUCACAGAUCCUCCUGAACUCACCUCAUUGACUGCCUCAGAUGGAUGUAUGAGGGCACAAUGUUACAGCAGUAUGGUUAUUAUUUACAAGCUUCUCAGACCCUGACUUACUCUGUAACUUCUUUCUUCAUGCUAUCGAAUAUAUUAGUGCAGAAAUAUAGGGCCAAAUGAUAAUGAAACAUUAUGGGAUUAAAUUAAUCUUUUAGUAGGUCCACUAAUUUGAUGGAAUUACACAAGAGACUAGGUUGAUUUAUAAUGUAAAUGCAUUUUAGAAAAAGGUAUGGAAGUGACUAAACGAACAAUUGCAUUUAAAGAUGCAUGACUCUCAUAGAGUUUAAUUUUAAACAGCUGCAAAGAAAUGAAUACGUACCACUUUCGUUAAACUAGAAAUACACUAUAAGUGUUGGAGCUAAUUAGUUAAAUGCUCAACUAUUCAGUUUUUAAAACAAGAUCACUCUUAAGUGCCUUAAGCUUUUAUUAAUUGCAUGGACCCCAACAUCCCCUAUAGUAAUUGAAAAUUUAAUUACAUAAAUUUUUUGUUCUUUUAAUAAUGGAAGCUUAUUAAACUUUGAACACUUAAACAUCUAUUGAAAUACCAGUGGCUAUAAACAACAUGCAAUUCUAAAUACUAAUUAAACAGGAAGGCUAAAUCACCGUAAAGCUAAACUGAAUUUUAAGUAACUUCACACUUGUAAGUACUCCUAUUUCUUUUUUCCAUGCUGUAUAAGAUUUACCAUUUCUUCUCUAAACACAGCAGAAGUCCUGGGCAGUGUUAGUAUCAGUCUGUACUGAGGCUGGCACGUUGUUCUGUGGACUUAUUUGCAGUGGGGGUCAGUCCCUGGAGAAUAGGCUGGAGUUCGGGAAAGGAGGCCAGUGUGGGCAGAGAGCUGUUUAAGUGGACACCUCUGGCGUUGAUGCUCAGAGGCUUGUGUACAUCUGCGAAAGUGUACGUGGGAGGCCAAGACCAGUGGAAGGCAGGGGGGACAUGGCUUUGUGGGGUUGGUUAAGAAAGUAAUGGUCUGUGCUCUACUGACUCACAAGAUUUAUGAUUUGGUAACAGUUACAUGUUGAAAGGUCCCUAAUUCAUUUUUUGUUUUAUAGAAAGUUCACAGAACUGAGACCAGAGAUAUUGAUACCUCUGUUCUGGUUUUCAGAUCCAAUCUAAUACAAGUCUUUAUCAGUUGAUCAACUUUGUUUGGGCAGAUGUCUGACUUCUCAAAAUUAACCAUUGCUGUUUGCAUUGUUAUUAAUACGAGGUAAAAACAGAAUGAACCUCACAGCCUAAACUAUAUUCUGAUUUUAAAUGGAGCUCUUUUUUAAUGUAAAUGUUCACUUUUGCUUCUGCUUGGUUGACACAACAAGAACAUUACCAUGUUAAGGUUGAAGUGGGUUGCUCGUAUAUAGACAUGAUGUCACCCUCCACUACCCAGAGCAAGGCUCUACCUGGAAGAGUAUUUGAGAUGCUGCCCAUCACUGUGUUGCUGUCUAUACUAGAACUUAAAAUGCCUCUAGGAAUAGCAGAAGUAACAUUGGGAUGGGAUUAACAGCACCAGAAGACACCAAAGUACAAAUUCUUUUCAAGGAAGGUUCCAAGCAUGGAUUGUGGGCCCCAUCAGGUUAUCAGGCAGAUGCAAGUCCUCGCUUGUAUUACUGUAAAUACUCAAGCAUGAAUCACUUGAUGUGUUUGUCUUCUGUGGCAACCACUGUGUUUUCAUACUGUGUUUAAAUAUUCAGAGAUAGCUGUGAUCUUGCCUUUUGAUGUGUGGGCAAAUGCAGCAGCUAAUUUUUCCCGUCAUAAAACAGCAGGAGCGGUUGCAUUUAGACGAACGUGCAGGUGGGACUCUGGGAAAGUGAUGACUCCAGCUUCCUUCUUGCACCUCCAACCCUGUUUCAGAAGAUUCAGAUAAUCCAUGAGAAGUGGUAAAAGGUCCACAAUUCAAAAUCUAUUUUCCGAACACCAGCACCUCAGAACAGUAAGAAGGAAAUAAUCCUUUCAUCCCAGAGUGUCAGUGUUUUCUCUUUGCUCAUAGCAGUUCUCAGAAUGGGUUCAUUGCUUGUUGCAGCACCUCUCAGGAACUGAUCUUCAUUCAAGAGUUACUGAUCUACCAAGCAUUGACUCUUCCUUCCUAAAAUGGUUUAGAAAAGUCAUCUUUGUACCGCCACUGAGAGGCAAACAGUGUUGUAGCUUCCUUAUGGACUCAGAGGGGCUGCGUAACUUUAUCAAGGCAAUAAAAAGUAGUAAAGGCUAAAAGUGCUGUAUGGAUUCUUCCCGUUUCCCCAGCCAGUUUGAUUAUUUUCUCUAGAAAACCGCAAUGGAGAUUCUACCAAACUUUUUCGUAAUACGUGAAAUACAAAUAUACUUUUACCCCGCAGGAAACGUUAAAAGCAAACCCCAUCCCUUUCCUAGUUGUGUCACUAGAUGGCCCCACGUCUGAAGCAAACAUCCCAGAAAAUAUCUGCUUUACUGGGAGACCUUUUUCCUGCUCUGCCCAGUACUUUUUACAGGGUGGCAAACACACGGAGAGGUAUUAGUUUUAAAAUAAAACAAUAGCUGAAUGUGCUAUCUCGAGUGUUUAAAUUAACAGCAGAAUGCUGUAUGAUACACGCUGCUGUGUACGGAGCAGAUGGGUCCAAUCUGACGAAGGAAGGGCAUGCUGAAGAGCUAAGAUGGUUUUGCAGUACAUUGCACCACGACAAAGCACCUUUGCUUGUAGAAAUAAAUGAUUCUCCAGUAUAUGCAGUUUGCUAUAAUGGUACAUCCUUCCAAGAGACCGGGAAGGAUAGGGUAGUUGUCUUUCCGUACGGAUAUUCCUUUUACACAUCUUGGGGGAUUUAAAAACUUAAGCCUCGGUCCGUAGUAAUUCUUUAGCUUGUCUGUGUGCCAGGCACUGGCAGAGAGCAGCAGAAGUCAUUGCUGCAGGCACUGGGGCUCUGUUUCCAGUGUGAAGGGGCCAAAGAUUUGUCAGUUUGUCUCCUGCAGGUCCCUAAUGCUUGGGCUAGGCAUUUUCUCAGGGGCAGAUGCAGGCUUUGUUUGAUUGGCAUAGAAGGGAGGGAAACUGGGGGUGGAAGUGGGAGUCUGUUUAUGCAUUACUGCGCAACAUGCUCAGGAAUAUAUGUGUGCUAUGCAGGCAACAUAAACUGCUCUUUCCCCAUCCACUGAACAAGUACUGGCCUUUCAUGCUCACACUGGGUCCUCAUACACAAUGCUGAACAUCAGCAUCCUAAAAGAGAAAGGAAAUAAUUUAUUUGCCUAAAUGUGGUUUUGGCCAUUCCUGCUUUUCCUGUGGUCCCAGCUUCAAAUCCCAAUGAGGCAGACCAAAGUCGAUACACUCAUUUCUAGAGCUUUCCCUGUAGCAACUUCUGUUAUGACCCUGAAAUCUUGGAGUUUCUCUGCAGGCACUCAGCAUGUAUGGCAUGUUUCAUCAAAGACUGUUCCAGUAUCGACGAGAUUUCUGUUUUCAGUGUCCCUAUACUUCAUAUCGCACUUUAUGCUCCCCCAGAUGUAGCUUCACUGAAUGAUGGCAGAGGUCUUUUACACUGCCUUGUUUUUAUCGCUGAACCAUUUGUGAAUGACUUUGGGUUCUCCACUCUCUGUGAAGAAAACCGUGGGGCUGACUCUGUAUUGAAAUUUCUGCUUGUCAGCAACUGACUUUGGUCACUCCUGUGUUAAAAUUGGGCAAGUUUGGUGUUAUCCCAAAGUACUAAUUCUCCAAGUACUCUGUAUUUCACUUGUGUUUAUAUAUCAAGGUCUGUGCACUGGGAGGUGCUACAGCUGGUGUUUGUAGUGUAGUUAUGCAGAUCCCAGACCUUAGGCCUUUUCUCCAGCCCCCCUCUCCAAGCACUGAGAAAAGGGGUUUCAAGUUUCUAGAGCCACACAGCCACGUUGGAGCACAAGAUUUGCUUGCACAGUCCUUGGAGACACUCUGCAUGAGGUCUGCAAGAGUCCUACCCUGGAAGUCGCAGCAGCCUGAACAUGUUGGAGGUCCAUUGCCAUAGUAAGGGAAGAUGAGAUGCGAACAGAAGCUCGUCGAAAAAAUCUCCUCAUUCUAAUUUUGCAUUAUUUAAUGGAGGAAGGGUAUGUCGAUGCUGCAAACGCUUUGGAACAAGAGACAAAAUUAAGUUUACGUGGCUUUGAAGUUUGUGACAAUAUUGAUCUUGAGACGAUUUUGAUGGAAUAUGAAAGCUAUUACUUUGUAAAAUUUCAAAAGUAUCCUAAAAUUACCAAAAAGGUCCUGGACACUGCAGAAAAUAAACAACAGCUGAGAUCUGGAAGAAGACCAAGAAGGGCAGCAAGCUCUUCUCAGAAUCUCCCAAGGCUCAAACAUCAGACAGUGCAACAACCACUGUCAAAAACUUCACCUGGGAGCACAACAGAAUUUAAAUCAUCCACCACGGAGAGCCCCAAACAGCAUAAUGACAGUGCAGUUACCCUGGAGCAAUCUGACUUUGGCUUAAGCAUCUCAGCAAUCAACAAAACUGGAGGAGACAGCAUUCACCCAAGAAGGGUUGGUGGAAACCUAGGCCAAGUAACUGACUUCCAUGGGACAAUUCAGGAUGCCAUCAAAGUAUCAUCAAAUGGAAUAGCCUUGAACGGCCUUAGUUGUGAUCCAGAUCCGUCAGAACGAUUAUUGAAACCCCUUAGUGCUUUUAUUGGCAUGACCGGUGAGAUGAGAGAACUUGCAACAGUUGUAAGCAAAGACAUUUAUCUCCAUAAUCCAAACGUGAAGUGGGAUGACAUUAUUGGACUGGAUGCAGCUAAAAGGCUAGUCAAGGAAGCAGUUGUUUAUCCCAUAAGGUACCCCCAGCUGUUUACAGGCAUUCUGUCUCCUUGGAAAGGAUUGUUGCUGUAUGGACCACCAGGUACUGGAAAAACGUUGCUUGCUAAGGCUGUUGCCACAGAAUGCAAUACAACCUUUUUCAACAUAUCAGCAUCCACCAUUGUCAGCAAAUGGAGGGGUGAUUCAGAAAAACUUGUCCGGGUGUUGUUUGAGCUGGCCCGGUACCAUGCUCCUUCCACAAUUUUCUUGGAUGAGCUGGAGUCAGUUAUGAGUCAAAGAGGCACCGCUUCUGGUGGUGAACAUGAAGGAAGUCGGCGGAUGAAAACAGAAUUACUGGUGCAGAUGGAUGGCUUGGCCCGAUCUGAUGAUCUUGUAUUUGUUUUAGCAGCUUCCAAUCUGCCAUGGGAGUUGGAUUCUGCCAUGCUGCGGCGGCUGGAGAAGAGGAUUUUGGUUGACCUCCCAAGUAAAGAGGCACGGCAGGUGAUGAUCCAGCACUGGCUGCCCUCUCUGAGCAACAGCGGAGGAGUAGAGCUGAGAACGGAUCUGGACUACAGCUUGCUGGGCCAGGAAACAGACGGGUACUCCGGCUCAGACAUAAAACUCGUGUGCAAGGAAGCAGCCAUGAGACCAGUGAGGAAAAUUUUCGAUGCUCUUGAAAAUCAUCAGCCAGGUAACAGUAACUUACCCGUGAUCCGCUUGGACACGAUCACCACAGCAGAUUUCCUGGAUGUGAUUGCCCACACCAAGCCAUCAGCAAAGAACCUAAGCCAGAAGUACACAGCUUGGCAGAGAGAAUUUGAGUCAGUUUGAAAUCGAAAACCCUGAAAGACUGAAAACUUCCAAGAUUUUUGCUUUCCAGAAUGGCAUCACCUUGCUUCCAAAGAAUUGAGUGGUGAUGGGGAAGGAAGCGCUGUUGUUUCCAGGGGAGAUCUUCACUUUCAAAAUGUAAUGGGUGUGUGGCGGGGGUGUGUGUGUGUGUGUGUGUUUUUUGGUUAUUUUUAUUAGCCAUUUUCAAUGACCACUCAAAAAACAUACUUUAUGGAAAUAAUGUAAUCGCAGAUACUAUGUAAUGAAGACUCCAGCCUUAAUUUUAUGUAUAGAGACUUAAAAGACUGCUUGCUUCUCAGUCCUUUUUCAUGACCAUUAUUUACAGGUUUGGGGUGGAAGAUCUGAAGCAGAAAGCUUGUUAAAAAACAGAUCAGUGUAAUUCCCCCUUUCUGAGACUCACUAAAGCAUCACAAUCAGCAUAGCUUUACCAUCAGAGACCCGCACCCUUUUUAAUGAAACAUAAGUGACUGCUUUGAAUGACAUUCAGAAGCUUUGCUGUGCUUCAUAGACCAAGACAUUGUUUUUGGCUGACAUCAACAUCUUGAUGUGCCACCUGUAUUAACUUGCCUGUUGGUUCUGGGUAUUUCCAAGGUGGGAAAGGCAAUGAAUUAGAGGAACUUGGAGACACUGUAGAAAAUCAGCACAUUUAGGCUUAUCUAACUAGAAACUGGAUUGGUGAUUACCCACUGGUUCCCAGCCAGCCAUAAAACGCUAAGAGCGAGACUUUGCAGCGCAGCAGUAAAUACUAGCCAAGUUGGAGGCUUUUCUGCUUAUAAACGCAGCCAGGUAACCAGUCAGGACUGCCACACCUCCCUUCACCUUUUCAUUAGGAAUUCUAAUCAGUCAUGUUUUCAGGCUCUCGGGUCUCAUGGCUGCCACCCUCUUGCCUGGCAAGAGAGUUACCCUCUCUGCCGUUCUCCCAGUGUUCUUGCAUCAGCUUCUGUACAGCUGCUCUUGUAAGACAUACCACAGGCUUGCAUGCUUUCCAGUACGCUCCGGGACCUCUAAAGCACCGACAGUCUCUUUACUGUUCUAGCAUCACUCACGUUGUCAGAAGUCUUUAUGGGGAAUGUCUUCACAGGUUUUUUGCUUAUAGAUCUCUCGCCUCCUGAACCUGACUGACUGUGGGCCAAAGAGCUCCCUGACAUACUCCAAGCAGGAACCAACACAGGUUCAGAAUUGUUGGUGUGGAAAAGAGGUGUGUGGAUUUAUUCAAAAGCAUAGGUUACAACUUCUGAGGGCGUGCAAACAGUAUCUAAAGAUGGCCUUUGUUCCCGGCGGGGGGCAGUUAUUGCUUCCUGUAUGUCCACGGCCGAGUCUCCUCCACCCAUACAUUCUGU